AUGUUUUGUUGUGAACUCGCAUCGCUACGAGAAGCUGCGAGGCAAGCUGAAGUUGGCGCGCGGCGUCUGUUCCAGGGCGGGAAGACGCCGCUGUACAUCGCGGCGCGGGGCAGCUUCACCGCCAUCGUGGACAUGAUCAUCCGCACGGCGCGCCUCGACUACCCGCAACCGGACGGCGACUCGCCCGAGGCAGGGCUGCGCGCGGGCAAAUGGCGGCACAGCUGCGACGGCCACGCCAGCAACGAGCGCCUCCGCGACGUGCUGUGGAAGGUGGCGUCCAAGCAGCUGUCGGCCGGCGAGUGGAAGCGCCUGGCGCACCACUGGGCCUUCACCGACGACCAGAUCAAGGCCAUCGAGCACCAGUACACAGGUCCGUCCAGCUACAAAGAACAUGGUUUUCGAAUGAUGCUGAUUUGGGCUCACAGCCUUCCCCCGCAAAUUAACCCAAUGAAGGAACUUUGCGACAGUCUCGUAGCUAUCGGAAAGAAGUCCGUUGCUGGUACGUAA
Molecule: messenger RNA, 507 nt
Organism: Gryllus bimaculatus (two-spotted cricket)
Lineage: Eukaryota; Metazoa; Arthropoda; Insecta; Orthoptera; Gryllidae
Source: the annotation of a GenBank genome assembly